Messenger RNA from Fragaria vesca subsp. vesca, 1351 nucleotides. Its product is annotated as sec14 cytosolic factor-like. The transcript is spliced from 11 exons. Lineage: Eukaryota; Viridiplantae; Streptophyta; Magnoliopsida; Rosales; Rosaceae. The record is from RefSeq and is a predicted model, not a curated record. The coding region runs from base 44 to 1351 and encodes 435 amino acids.
CCAUACACAGUCAUCAUAUAUAUAGUCAUAUAUUUGUUUACAUAUGCUUACAUCAAAACUACAUAGGGAUAUAGUGAUUCAGAGAGGUGGUGGAGAUGGAGCUGAAGAUGAACCCUCAUCAAGUUUAGGUAAACCCAAAACUAUCCAUCCUCCCAUUGAGAGCCAUUGGCAUUUCCCUGUGCCUCAAGAAAGAAAAAAGCCUUCAUCUUCAAUGUCGAACUUGGGAUUUAAAAAGUUUCGUGAGUCGUUCAAGAAACUUGGUGGGAGUAGUAGCAAGAGCAUGAAAAUGGUUCUUGCUGGAGUUCGUGAUCCAAAAGAUCAGAAAAUUGUUGAGUCUUUUCGAGAACUGUUGUUUCUCGAGGGUCAGCUUCCUCCACAGCACCAAGAUUAUCAUACACUCCUGCGGUUUCUUCGAAUGAGGGACUUUGAUCUUGCUAAAGCAAAAGAAGCCUUCUUGACUUAUCUGAAGUGGCGUGAGGAUUAUAAGGUCGAUGCAAUUCUAAAGGAGUUUAAAUUUGAGGAGUAUGAAUCAGUGAAGAAAUGCUAUCCUCAUGGAUUCCAUGGCGUAGACCGAUAUGGUAGACCAGUAUACAUCGAAAGGAUUGGGAUGGUAGACCUUAACAAGCUACUGCAAGUGACUACACUUGAAAGGUUUACAAGGUAUCAUGUCUCAGAACAAGAGAAAACACUGAAUGUGAGAUAUCCUACAUGCUCCAUUGCAGCUAAGAAGCAUGUAGCAUCUACAACAAGUAUCUUAGAUGUACAUGGAGUGGGAUUGGCGAAUUUCUCGAAGCCUGCUCGGUAUCUGUUUAUGGAAAUUCAGAAGAUUGAUAGCAAUUACUACCCAGAGACUCUAAAUCGCCUGUUUAUUGUGAAUGCUGGAAAUGGGUUUAAGAUGCUGUGGAAAGCAGUGAAAGCUUUCCUUGAUGCACGGACACUAGCAAAGAUUCAAGUGCUGGGAUACAAUUAUCAGAGUGACUUGCUUGAAGUUAUUGAUCAAAGCAAUUUGCCGACUUUUCUGGGUGGAAGCUGUACUUGUUCUGACUAUGGGGGUUGCCUUUUAAGUGACAAAGGACCCUGGAACAAUCCAGAGAUCACAAAUGUGCUUCAGGCAAUAUCUGCAGGCAAUGAGGUAAACGGUAAUGAAGAAUACAGUAAUGAUGCUUCAGAAGAGGCUGCAGUGCAAAAUAGGAAAAUCCAGGCUUUGGAAGCAGCACUUCGAGACGCCAAGAAAAAAAUUGAAGCAUUAGAAGCUGCACUUGAGGACACCAAGAAUGUCUUGAAAGAACUUGUGCAGCAUGUAGAAGAUUUGAGAUCAACCUCUUGGGAAGUACAUCCCAUUUCAAGUUAG